AUGGAGACAAAAGGUGUAUUGCCAAAAGUAUCUAAAGAUGUAAAGGGAGAGGGAGAUAUUAUGAUGGACGAAGAAGAAAUAGUAGUAGAAGAAACAGUAAAAGAUAACAUAAAAAAAGAUUUUUUUUCAAAAGUGAGUAAAUAG
This is a messenger RNA of Entrophospora candida, 144 nucleotides long. The record is from the annotation of a GenBank genome assembly. NCBI's taxonomy places the organism in Eukaryota, Fungi, Glomeromycota, Glomeromycetes, Entrophosporales, Entrophosporaceae.